CGACUUGCCAUACUGCCUCACCUUAACGCGCACCGGGCCGUGGCGCACGGCUCCAGCGCUGUCCUGGCUGUCGUCUGUGGCCGAGCUGGACCGGCGCCCGCCUUUCUCCGAGCACGUGUCCUUGUCGUCGCUGCUGCGGCGGUCGCGGGAGCUGGCCACCACGGAGCCGGCGACGUUCCGGAUGCCCCGAAGCCAGCUGCUAUGCCGCCGCCGCCGCCGAUGGCGCGUCGCUCCGUUGCUGGAGUCGGAGAUGGAGCGCUGGACGGGGGUGGACGAGCCGGAGCUCGCAACGUUCUCGCGCCGCAUGAGCUCCUGGACGAUAGGCGAGCGGCCGACGCAGAGGUCAACGAACUCCUCCAUGGUGAGCUGUCGGCCCGUGCCGACCUCGCGGAGCUCGGACCCCUCCUUGACCACGAACUCGCUGCCGUCGUCGAGGUUCCGGAUCAGACACCUCGGGUCGGCCUCCUCCUCCUCCUCCCCUUCGGGCGUGGCCUCGGAGGAGCCCGACGACCGCCCUCCCAGCGGCGGCUUGGUCGCCGAGGACGGCACGGCGCCGCCGUCUGAUCUGGAUCGGGAGAUGGGCAGCGAGGCCGGCGCCGGGCGGACGAGCACAAGCCCGUCGUCGUAG
Molecule: messenger RNA, 628 nt
Organism: Zea mays
Lineage: Eukaryota; Viridiplantae; Streptophyta; Magnoliopsida; Poales; Poaceae
Exons: 1
Coding region: 182-628 (148 amino acids)
Source: RefSeq, a predicted model, not a curated record